GUCCCAGCGUUGCCCGGGUGAGGGCUCUGCCUGUGCCUCUGAAGCAGCGUGAUUGCUGUAGAUAGAGCAACGCUCCUUCCAGUCCUUCCUGCGAUGCUGUGUAGGCUUCUCUUCUGGAUCCUGGAUAAAGUUUCCAGGGUGUUGGGAAGGCCUGCGUCUCAGGUCACAGUUGUGGGUGUGACCCUGCACUGUUCUACGGAACCUACCUCCCCACUGGGCGUGGGCCAGUUUUCCUCUUUUAUGGGCCGUCCUCAAAGGCACUCUCAGGACAGACGGCGUGGGGAGCACAGAGGAGGCUGGCAGAGCUGGGGACUCGGGGCAUUGUUGCUAAUUCCCAUUCGCCUGGGCAGCCGGCCACAGAUGCACAGGUCCCAGGUGCAGGCCGCCACCUCCGGGUCGGCACCAGGACUGCCCUCGGUGCUCAUAGGGAACGGCUCGGCCCACGGAAGGUCGGCCUGGCAUGUGGCCUGGGACCGCUGCUCUGCUGGCUGCUGUGUGGAUGCUCUUCCUGGAGCACUUUCCAGAGCAUCCCCCAGCCCCGAGCCUGGGCGCAUCCGUCACUCAGGGGCUUUCUAUGGGUGUUUGUAGGGGAAGGCCCUGACUUUGUAUACCCCACAAGUAGCACUGAGUUUCUUAGGAAAUUCGUCUUCAGUAUUAGGUCUUAAAGUCUUGUAAAAAGUUUAUGUGUAGGAUAAAAACCUUUUAGAGAACAUGUAGGCGGUACCACUAAGGUUUUGCUAAUGAGCCAUUCAGACCCACAGCAGUGUGAAGGUGUGUCAAAUUGUAUAUUCUCGUGGCUUGGCAUUCUCAGUGCAAAGGGCUGUUUGGAGACUCUGUGGGAAUUGCUUUUCAUCUGUUUCUAUGGUUGUCAAAUGAAUUCUUCACCCACCCUGCAGUUUGUGAACUCCUUGAAGCUAUCAAAUUAGUAAGAGAGGCUGCCCACACCCGGGAGGCACCAUCACCCACUUACUAUUUGGUUCUGCGGAUACUCAUGGAACAUCUAUCACAUCCAGCAUUGUCCCAGUGUUUUGAGUUGGACGGGAAUGGGACUCUGCAGCCAAGCGGGAUAAGAAAAUCUCGCAAUCCCGUCCUGCACUGAUAGAAACAGGUCGGUCUGCAUUAUAAGCCAUUGGUGGAGCAUUCAGUAGCCUAUUCAGACUGCAUGGGCCGGCCUAGGAGUCUUUGUCUUCAUACAUUUUAAGAACCCCGCCCACAACAGGGAGUUAAACUGGGAGGACCUUUGCAUGAUUAGUUCAGGGAUGUGUGGGCUUCUGGGGCAAUGGAGAACGGGUCAGGCCUGUGCUGGGGACAGUGUGCCCAGAAAAGGGAACGUGGUACUCACUGGAUGUACCCAGGCCGGCCCGAACCUCCCGCCGUGGACAGUGCGGGAGAGAGUGAGCCUGAGCUGCCCAAGGCGAUGCCCUUUGUGUGUAUGACUGAAGGCCUCUCCGCGUGGGUACUUGGGGGUGGGGCCACAAAUCUGGCGAAAAACUUCAUACUGGCCGCCGUGGGGUUUCUCUUCUCCAGCGUUCCAGCCGUUGUCAUGGCGGGUCUUUGUCUGAAACUGAGAAGAAGAAGAGCAUUCCUGUUUGAUCACCGCCUUAGAUACCAGUUCUGGAUCAGUCAGUGUUUCUGCAUGGAAUAACAACCAUUAAAAAAAAGUGUUGGAUUCUGCCCUUUCAUCUUUGUAAGCGAUUCUUGCCUCUAGCAAUGACGUCUGGUGAUGUCUCACAGUAGAGCACUUAGUGCAGAAUCAGGUCCCCACGGCUGUUGCUCAAUAAAAGUGGUGGAAUAAAGUGCA
Molecule: messenger RNA, 1801 nt
Organism: Piliocolobus tephrosceles (Ugandan red Colobus)
Lineage: Eukaryota; Metazoa; Chordata; Mammalia; Primates; Cercopithecidae
Exons: 1
Coding region: 94-588 (164 amino acids)
Source: RefSeq, a predicted model, not a curated record